Colias croceus (clouded yellow) is the source of this 1620-nucleotide messenger RNA. Its product is annotated as zinc finger protein 497-like. The coding region runs from base 100 to 1335 and encodes 411 amino acids. NCBI's taxonomy places the organism in Eukaryota, Metazoa, Arthropoda, Insecta, Lepidoptera, Pieridae. Gene Ontology annotation, biological process: regulation of transcription by RNA polymerase II. The record is from RefSeq and is a predicted model, not a curated record. Gene Ontology annotation, molecular function: chromatin insulator sequence binding. The transcript has 8 exons. Gene Ontology annotation, cellular component: chromosome.
AACAGACAACAAUGUCAUUUCGCAAUUCGCAGUAAAAAGCGUACCUAUUUACUACUUUUCUCCCUAUUUCUUAUUAUUAGUUAAGACUGUGGUUAAGACAUGGCUACAGCAAUAAUGAAACUAGAAGUGGAAUCGGAAGUAUGUUCAAUAUGUGGCAGUGGUGGUGAACUAUUAACUCCAGAAGAAUACGACGCGAACGCGCUUUCUAUGCAAGUGCCGCUUAGAACUAUGUUACUGCAAAUAAACAAUAAUAAGGUAGUACCAGAAGGACGUUUCUGCUCCAGCUGCAUCCGUCGCACGGUGGACGCCUACGAGUUCAGUUCUGCGCUUUCAGCACGCUCCGUGCCUCCCUUGAGUGAAAAGAUUCGAAACUUGCGAAGGAAACUGUUAGAUCUUACUCAAAAAAUUGAUGUUUUCAUUGUGGUGGGUGGGCCUGGGGUGAACUCGGGGGGGUCUUACAGUGAAGAUGAUCUGAUCAUGGUGGAGAAGGAUGCGUUGGCUGCGGCUGCUUCUCUGGAUGAUGAGGAUAUGGAGAAAGCUAGAAAUGCUGUCGGAGAGUCAGUGUACCAGUGCACUGUUUGCCCUAUGUCAUUUCAACGCGCGAGCGAGUACCGUUCGCACGCGGCUACGCACGGCGCGGGCGCGCGGCACUCGUGCUGGACGUGCGGCGCGCAGUUCGGCUCGGCGCCCGCACUGGCAGACCACGCCGCGCUGCACGCCGCGCCCGCCGCGCAGUCCUGCCACGCCUGCGCCGCAACCUUCCCGACUGCAGGCGCAGCUCGCGCGCACGCGGCGGUGUGCUCGGCCCGCGCGCGCUGCGAGGUGUGCGGCGAGCUGUUCCCGUCGCGCGCGCUACUCGCUGCGCACGGGGCACAGGCCCACCCGCCCUCGCAAAUCGAGCCAGCGCUGUGCCCGGUGUGCCUGUGCGCGGUGGGCCCGGGCGCGGCGGCGGCCCACGCGCUGGCGCACCGGCAGGCCGACCGCUUCGUGUGCGGCUACGACGCGUGCACGCUGCGCUUCCCCACGCGCAACGAUCUGCUAGCGCACAUCCGCUCGCGUCACGCGGGCGCCGCGGGGGCGAUGCUGGCCGGUGCGGGGGCGGGGGAGGGGGCGGGCGGUGCGGGGGCGGGGCCGGGGGGUGAGGCGCGGGACGAGGAGCGCACCGUGCAGUGCCCGCACUGUGAGCGCACGUUCGGUUCGGUGGCGGCCAUGAAACGCCACUCGCACGUGCACCGCCGCGAGGCGCAACAAGACGAAGACUGGGCCGCUGUAAAUGAUGGCGAUGUAGAAUAUCUCGAACUGGAGACCCUCGACGACGGUAACGACUACCAGUAGACACCACUGAGCCAAAGGGAUAUAUCAUCUGUAUAGACUAUAAUAUUAUAAUAUUGACACGCAAUUAACAAUAACACUCAAAAAUUUUCAAAAGGAAACUCUGCCUACGCGUGAAUUACCUACGCAGUUUUCUAAUGAGCACUACAAUAGAUUUUAAACUUUGCUACCACGCAAUAAGGUGGUAAUUUCAAUGAAUGUUUUAUGCAAUGUGUGUAGACACAGUAAUACAGUAUCUACUAUUUGACAAAACUCAUCUAUAAAUAUACAGUGAUUUAGAAUGACCAU